CACCCAGCCACCAGUGAGUGUUAUUCAUUGCACGGGGUGUCACAUUCAAGCUUGAAUCCCUCUGGAUUUGUGCUCAUUUCAACAACUGCACCAAAACUAAAUCCUACGUCUAGACUUUGCCACAGGGGGUUUUUUACAACCUGGACUCUUCAGAGGUAUAAAACAAAAUUGGAUUUCCCUCAACAGAUUCAUAAUGUGUACAGGGAAAUGUGCAAAGUGUACCGGGAACCUGUUGUUCCCCCUGGGGCUGUGUGCCAUCGUUGCCAAUAUCCUCCUGUUUUUCCCAAACGGGGAAGUUUUGGACAAAGAGCAAAUUACUGGCUAUGUGUGGUUGUUUCAUGGGAUUGUUGGUGGAGGUAUACUGGUCUUCCUUCCAGCUCUAAUGAUGAAGGCAGCCGGGGGGGAGGGCUGUUGUGCCAACAGGUGUGGGAUGAUGGUGUCUAUGGUGAUGUCAGUGCUGGGCGUGGCUGGGGCACUGUACUGCAUGAUCAUCUCAGCACUGGGCCUGAGGGAUGGCCCCCUCUGCGACACCAACAACGGUACUUUCGAGUACCCUUUUCUCAACCAGACACAGGAAGAGAGUUACUUGUUCAACCACUCCACGUGGUCAGAAUGUGUUAAACCUCAGAACGUAGUCCUGUGGAACAUCACCCUCUUCUCCAUCCUGCUGGCUCUGGGAACAUUGGAGGCCCUGCUCUGCCUCUCCCAGGUCCUCAACAGUCUGUUUGGGUGCCUGUGUGGGACCUGCAUGAGGAAGAGACAGACAGGGGUCGCCUAAGAGCAGAACCUAGACACUCCACUCCACAUCUCAUGGACACCUGAUCUUUCGUUGCCAGCUAUCACCCACAGAGACGACAUUUCACUUUCCUCUUUUCUUUGCAGAGAUUAUACUCUUAUCGUAAUAAGUUUAUAAGGACUGUGUUUUGAUUCUUUAAGAAUAACAUGAGCUAGAUUACAUAUAUUACAGAUAUUAACAAAUGAAUGAUAUUUUAUACACACCGUCUGAAUUUUGCCAUGUUUUAGCAUUUUCCAAUUUUUGUAUUUAGACUAUCAAGACUAUCUAUACUGCCAGCACAAUUAAAAAUAAUUAUGGUUCUUUACACGUUUGUGUUUGAGUGUACAGUUCAUCCUUUGCACCAACAUGUGCUACUGUCCUAAAAUGAAUAA
Molecule: messenger RNA, 1167 nt
Organism: Megalops cyprinoides (Indo-Pacific tarpon)
Lineage: Eukaryota; Metazoa; Chordata; Actinopteri; Elopiformes; Megalopidae
Product: transmembrane 4 L6 family member 1
Exons: 6
Coding region: 194-778 (194 amino acids)
Cellular component (GO): membrane
Source: RefSeq, a predicted model, not a curated record